Chrysochloris asiatica (Cape golden mole) is the source of this 906-nucleotide messenger RNA. RefSeq names its product sulfotransferase 1C4-like. The record is from RefSeq and is a predicted model, not a curated record. Gene Ontology annotation, biological process: sulfation. Lineage: Eukaryota; Metazoa; Chordata; Mammalia; Afrosoricida; Chrysochloridae. The transcript is spliced from 7 exons. Gene Ontology annotation, molecular function: sulfotransferase activity. Gene Ontology annotation, cellular component: cytoplasm. Bases 1 to 906 code for a protein of 301 amino acids.
AUGGCCUUAAACAAGAUGAAGGACUUGAAAAUUGAAGAACAGGAACGUAUAACUGUGGACUAUGUGAAGGGAAUUCUUCAACCCACCCCCACCUGUGAAGUCUGGGAUCAAAUCUGGAACUUCCAAGCCAAACCUGAUGAUUUGCUGAUUUCUACGUAUCCUAAAGCAGGAACAACAUGGGCUCAGGAGAUAGUGGACUUAAUACAAAAUAACGGUGAUAUUGAGAAAAGUAAACGAGCACCAAUUCACGUACGAAUUCCUUUCAUCGAAUGGGUACACCCAGCAAUAGGAUCCGGUUUGGAAAAGGCUAAUGCUCUGCCCUCACCACGGACUCUGAAAACUCAUCUGCCCAUUGACCUGUUGCCUCCGUCCUUUCUGGAGAAAAACUGCAAGAUAAUCUAUGUGGCAAGAAACCCCAAGGACAAUAUGGUAUCCUAUUACCAUUUCCACAGGAUGAACAAAGCGCUUCCACACCCGGGCACCUGGGAAGAGUACUUUGAGAGUUUUCUGGCUGGGAAAGUGUGCUGGGGUUCAUGGUAUGACCAUGUGAAAGGAUGGUGGAAAGCAAAGGACCAACACCGAAUUCUCUACCUCUUCUACGAGGAUAUGAAGAAGAACCCUAAGGAUGAAAUUCAGAAGCUGGCAAAAUUUAUUGGAAACAACCUGGAUGAUGAAGUUCUAGAUAGAAUUGUCCAUCACACUUCUUUUGAUGUUAUGAAGCUGAAUCCAAUGGCCAACUAUUCACUGGUUCCUGUUGAGAUCAUGAACCAUUCCAUUUCUCCAUUCAUGAGAAAAGGCUCAGUGGGAGACUGGAAGAACUACUUCACUGUAGCUCAGAAUGAAAGAUUUGAUGAAGACUACAAGAAAAACAUGGAGGAUACCAGUCUAAGUUUCCAGUUCCAGUAA